Molecule: messenger RNA, 2249 nt
Organism: Striga asiatica
Lineage: Eukaryota; Viridiplantae; Streptophyta; Magnoliopsida; Lamiales; Orobanchaceae
Source: the annotation of a GenBank genome assembly
CUUCAAACUUCAAUGCUGACCCCAUGAGACAAAACCUGCUCAAAGGACCAAAAGCCAAAAACUGUUGUUACUUUCUUCCAACCAACGGUAAACUCCAUUAUUUGUUCAUUUGAAUAAAUUUUAUCACUUUUGUAAGUGCAGAUUGAAGAAAAAAAAAAGGAGAAAAAAAGCAAAACGAUGAAAAAGAAGAACACAAAUGGCCCAUUGCAAGAUAUCAAUGGCCGAUUAUUACCUAAUAUCCAUAAUCUCAGCACCAAAAGACCUUCAAAUUUUGCUUCCUUUUCGUCAUCUUCUUCAGCUUCCGUUCCUUAUGAAGCUCCAAAAACAAAAUGCUGUUCAAUAAAACAUUCUCUGUCCUCAGAAACCUCAAUUUCAUCAUCUUCCUCAAGAACCUAUUUUCAGAAAAUGCCGAACACUGAUAUCUCCAGAAUAGCAAAUGCACCAAAGCUGCUGUCCAAAUCCAAACCAAAAGAGAUACUCAGAAAACCCUUUUCACAUAUGAACAAAAGGGACCCACCCCAGAGCUAUAAUCAAAGAAACAUUGCUAAACCCAUCUGCAAAAAUGGUCAAAGAUCAAAACUUGCACCAGCUCCGAGCCAAAUAGCGAACAAAUUCAAAAAGGGGCCUUCGAAAUUAUUUCGGUCAAAGUUGAAGAAGAACCCGCAAGACAAGGGCCCAACUUCAGGUAAUCUGAUUAGCAACCCGAAUUCUGAUCAGAAUUGUAGUCCCUUGGGAAAAUUCGAUUUAGAUCCCGUGAAUUUUGAAACUGAAAUAGUGGAUUUUUCAUCACAUAAAGUAGAUAAAGAGAAUAUUAGUUGUUGUACUGCUGUCAAAACACCCCCUGUUGAGGCCUCAUUAUCUCCUGAGAUCCAAUCACAGUCCCGUUCCAAGAUUCCGAUCUUGAACUCUGAGUCGACGACCCCUGUUUUUUACGGCGCCGGUCACCUCAUCUCGGGUGUAACUGACAGAAGAAAGUGCAGGCGUAGGGGGAGUCUUAAAGGAGGUUUCGAAAAAGCCAAUCUUUUUCACGAAGACGGUGACUCGAUUGAAGUCUCUCGGAAUUCCCCAAUUCCUGUGAUAGCUGAGGCCUCAGUUCGGUGGGUCUUAUCCCCAUGCGAUGAGGAGAAUGAGGAUUUUAAUCAUGUUUCGGCUGAAAAAGCAUCUGAUUUAAUUUGCCCUAAUAUUGGUGAUUAUUCUGCAUUAUCCAUUUCUUCCUUCAGUGAUAGAAAUAUCAUCAGGACACCGGAUUCGGACAUGUGGUCGGAAGAGGACGUUAGGCUUUUCCAGUCCAAAAUUGGUAUUGUUACAGAGUCUUUGAACAAAGUGGAUAAAUGGGACUCGACUGUCUUUCAAGACAAUGCGGAUAAUAAUGUAUCUUCUUCUUGGGUGUCGAGUACUGCAUUAGAUAAUUUGUCACUGUCCCAGAUGAUAAUAUCAUGGCGGGAUGAGAAAGUUUCAAAAAACGAUGAAUUUGAUUGCUGUUGUUUGUUGUCGGAUGAGGAGGCUGAUGGUUCUUGUGGUGAAAGGAGGCUAGAGUCGUAUGAAGGUACUGAAGGUGGGGGAGAAAAGGAAUCGCGUGAUAAUAAAGACAACGAAUUUGAGUUGGAAAAUGGUUUUUGUCCAGUGCUUCUUGAUUAUGAACCACAAAUUUGUGGCAGAGGGAAGGAAAAUUUGUUGUCAAAUGAGGCUAACGCGUGUGCACAGUCUACUUUUACCAAUGAGGGGGCCUUAGCUGCUUCUAGUGAUUCUGACUGGACUUUCUGCCGUGAAAGUCACUUGUUUCAGGUGGGGAACCAUAGAAUUUGAUAUUAGAUCUCCUUAUGGCCAAGGCUUGUAAACGUGCAUUUAGAUACACACCGGCAGGCAUUCUGAGGAAAGACGAGCAAUCAGCUCCUCGUAUCUUGGAGCUGACAUUGGUUUCUUUCUAUGUGGCAGCAAAUUGGCUGCUUGAUUCUAGUUUGCCAUUAAAAAAAAAAAUCAGUUGAUAAAGAUAGAACAAACUACAGCAACAAUACCUGGCAAAUGCAUUUUCAGUUUCAGAAAUUGCAUUGGUCUCUGUUCAUCAGCUAAACCCCUUUUAAGGGCAAAAAUCAUUUAUUACAUCUCUGUUCUCCAGGGCUUUUUUCUUGCAGUGCUAUACAGUUUUGCUUCUAUUUUAAUAAACAAACAACAUUUCUUGAAGUAAGGUGAUAAGACAUAUUCAUCAUUUUUUUAAAACAUUUUUUCUUGUCCAUUCUGCACAACUUUUA